Molecule: messenger RNA, 1590 nt
Organism: Hyla sarda
Lineage: Eukaryota; Metazoa; Chordata; Amphibia; Anura; Hylidae
Gene: TRUB2
Product: TruB pseudouridine synthase family member 2
Exons: 9
Coding region: 157-1125 (322 amino acids)
Biological process (GO): pseudouridine synthesis; RNA processing
Molecular function (GO): pseudouridine synthase activity; RNA binding
Source: RefSeq, a predicted model, not a curated record
GUGACACCGGAAGCUAAAAGAACCAAUGUCAUCGUAUGUAAUCAGACGCUGAGCGGAAGCUAAUGGCGGCUGCCAUGGGAGGCAUGGUUACGAGUGUGACGUUUUUGGUAGGGACGUGGGGAUAGCGAUGAAUGUUUGCUUAAUUGAUGUACAACCAUGACGCUCUCCAGUUCUUCAGCAUUUCGUAUGUUACAUGGAAUAUUUGUAAUAUAUAAACCCCCUGGAAUUAAAUGGAAAUCUGUACGAGACACGGUAGAGAUUAAACUAUUACAAGAGCUAAACUCUCUCAAGCAACCACCAGCUCAGCAGAAGAUCCUCUUCCUACCACAAAAAAAUGGGAGCAGCUGUGGGGGGGAGCUAACCAAAGUUGUCACCUCCGUUCCUGCCCUGGCUGAUCAUAAAUUGGUUAAAGGACCGUCUUAUACUCACCUGAAGAUUGGUGUGGGGCACAAGCUGGAUACAAAAUCAUCAGGAGUCUUUGUGCUUGGGAUCAGAAAUGGUAACAAACUUCUUACUGACAUGUAUGAAAAACAUUAUACCAAGGACUAUACGGUGUCUGGUAUGUUUGGUAAAGCCACAGAUGACUUUUCAGAUGUUGGAAAAGUUAUUGAGAAGACCACCUACAAACACAUUACAAGGGAAAGAUUGGAACAGGUUUUGGCCAUGAUUCAAGGGGCUAACCAAAAGGCAUUGCUAAUGCACAGUCAUGUGGACCUAAAGAGUCAGGAGGCAUAUGAGAUGGCGGUACAAGGCAGUCUCAAGCCCAUGGUGAAAUCCCCACCUCUUAUACUUGGAGUAAGGUGUAUUGAUUUUUCCCUACCCAACUUUACAUUAGAGAUCCAGUGUAUGCAUGAGACCCAGCAAUAUCUUCGCAAAUUAAUCCACGAGAUUGGUUUAGAACUUAGAUCAUCUGCAGUCUGCACUAAGGUGCGCCGCACACGGGAUGGUCCAUUCACGUUGGACUGUGCCUUGACACAUGGACACUGGGAUCUGAACAGCAUCACCAAUGCCAUUAAAGAGUGCAGACCUAUAGCUACAGAAUUAUGCAAAGAUAAUGCAAGUUUGAUUUGGGAGAACCAAGAUAAAGAAGAUGGACUGGGGAUUGAAGAGAGAAGCAUACAGUGAUAUGCAUUGGGUAUAACUCGUAAUGCCCAUAGGAGCUGUUCUGGUUAACAACCACAUAUUUUGCCAACUAUUCAUACCUAGAGUUCUUUGCUGUCUCCUUACUAUGUGUAAUAUAAUUCACAUUAGAAGACUUUAAGUGUUCUAUUUUGUAAAGAAGCAAACCUUUAUAACCAUUGCUUAACCCAAGCCUGAUUUCCUGCAACUCUUCAGUUAAAUAUAUUUAAAUGUUCUUUGAUUUUUAUCAUUAAAUGGGCACUGUCACAAUUUUUUUUGAUAUGUUAUAGUACUUAUGUACUACAAUAUAUCUCUAUAGUUUAUUUUUUUUCUUUUUUCUUUAUUAAAAUGGUUUAUUUUACAUUUGAAAAACGUCCACUAGGGGUCUCCCGCCUAGUGGCCGGCUGCAGCCUGGCGUGACGUCACGCUUGAAUUCAGACCCAUGCCGGCCGGGCAAUUGGUCCUAAAUCA